AUGCUCUCUAAACAGUCCAUUCUCUCCAAGUGCUACAGCACCUUGCUAAGCGACGAGGCCUCCUUCGCCGCACGCCUCAUCGAGAUGAAGGCUUUCUCCACCACCGCUGCAUCCGCCUCUGUCGAGGACGACGGCAUCGAGAUCAUCCAAGUUUACUCUCACGAGAUCAGCCGCAAAAUGCUCGACACUGUUAAGACUCGUGCCUCCUCCACCGUCGCUGCUUCUGUCGUCGAUGCUGGAACUGCGCCGCAGACUCCGUCUCUCAAGGCUGCUUUCACCACCACUACCAGUGAGGAUAACUCUCCUACCAUCACUGAAUCUUAA
Molecule: messenger RNA, 324 nt
Organism: Quercus lobata
Lineage: Eukaryota; Viridiplantae; Streptophyta; Magnoliopsida; Fagales; Fagaceae
Product: MFP1 attachment factor 1-like
Exons: 1
Coding region: 1-324 (107 amino acids)
Biological process (GO): lateral root development; mitotic cell cycle
Source: RefSeq, a predicted model, not a curated record